AAGGAAGCACACUUGUCCCAAACUUAUUAAAGGGAUGUCCAUUUUCUCCGUUUGUUAAAACCACAAAAGCGACGUCUUCCCAAACACGCCCUUGGAUUGAUCGCGUUCGUAACUUCGUCCUUAGGCUGUAGUAUAUUACACACCACUAACUUUCUCACCAAACAAACCAGCGCGAGAAAGUAGAGUGAGAAACUGGAGAUAGAAAGCGCCAUGGAAAUGGGGUUGGAGGACUUGGGCGACUUGGCUAUCAAUGCAAUUAUAUCCAAAUUGGACACCAAAGACACUGUAGCGGUGUCUUGUGUCAGCAAAAAGCUUAGGGUUUCUGCAUCCGAAGAGUCUCUUUGGCUCAACCACUGCUCUCAAGAUCUCGGACUCUCUGCCCCUAUCGAUCCUCUCGGAAAACCCGCUCCUUCUUUCAAGGAAACUUAUCGACUAUGGCGGGAAUCUUUUGGUAUGUACCCAUGGCCCCUUGUCAAACGGGUGAAAAGAUGUUGGGAUAGACUUAAAAACUGGUUGAGUGCAAAUUUCCCGGAGGCUGAUGCUACACUACGAAAGGGUGCAACAGAAGUUGAAAUUGAAGCGUUGGAGAACAUUUUGAAAGUGAAAUUGCCUCUUCCAACAAGGCUUCUCUAUCGCUUCUGUGAUGGUCAAGAGCUGACAGACGAUGUUGGAGGAACCGCUCUUGGCAGUUCAUUGGGCAUCAUAGGAGGUUACUGCUUUUAUGACCACCUUGUAAAUGUGUGCUUAUUACCUUUGCGUCAGGUAAUCUUGGAAACAAAGGAGAUUACAGACCAGCUAGGUUUUUCCACAACAUCUAAGUAUGUUAUUGUGGCUGCUUCUUCCACAUACAUUGGAAAGUUUUUUUUCCUCAAUUGUACCACUGGUCAACUUUAUGUUGGUACCAGGAGUCUUGUAUCAGCUGGAGAAAUGAUUCCUUGUGUACCAAAUGCACUGAUAAGUCCGAUGCAUGACUCGAACACUGGUCAACAGCAGGAUGCGAUGCUGCUAUGGUUAGAAGAACAUGUUCGUCGCUUACAAAAUGGCAUUAUUAAACUCCGUAACGAAGGAAUGAUCAGAAGUAUCAACUUGUUCCCAGAAGAAUCUCCUCUCUGUUCCACUGCAGUAACCAAUGGUGUUCAGGUUCGCGCUUCUGCUGUAUUCAUUCCGGAGGGUUGUAACCUUCUAGAUGAAUCUCAUAAAUAUCUGUUUGCUUAUUCAAUUCGUAUGCGCCUCCUGCCUGAGGGAUGCAUUGUCAAUGGAACAUCCUUUGGCUCCUGCCAACUGAAUUGGAGGCACUGGAUCAUCCGUGCAAAUGACCAUGUUGUAUCUGAAGUUAAUGCAGAAGCUGUUAUUGGAAAGUAUCCACUCUUGUAUCCUGGGGGGGAAGAAUUUGUUUAUGAAAGUUGCACCCCUCUAUCAUCAUCCCAAGGUUCAAUUGAAGGUGCUUUCACAUUUGUUCCUGGCAGAUUGGCAGACCCAAAAGGCAGUGCAUUUGAGGUUGAAGUGGGCCGGUUUCCUCUCCAGUGUCCAGACUACAUUUUCUGAUGUAACCAUUCAGGAGGGUAAAUCUCUUGAAUACCAGCAGCAUUCCAGUGCUUUGUUGUCCUCCCAUUGUUAAUUCGUGUUGAACUUCUUUUGCAUUUGUGAGACGACAUUGACGGUUAGACGGUCACCAGCAUGAAAUAUCUGCAACAUGCUACUGCUUGUUUAUUUGUAUGAUCAGCCCCGGUUUUCUUGAUGAAUUUCCAUGCUUAGCUUCUUUCUUUACUAA
Vitis vinifera (wine grape) is the source of this 1771-nucleotide messenger RNA. RefSeq names its product F-box protein SKIP16. The transcript is spliced from 5 exons. Gene Ontology annotation, molecular function: protein binding. Bases 211 to 1545 code for a protein of 444 amino acids. NCBI's taxonomy places the organism in Eukaryota, Viridiplantae, Streptophyta, Magnoliopsida, Vitales, Vitaceae. The record is from RefSeq and is a predicted model, not a curated record.